Molecule: messenger RNA, 1809 nt
Organism: Rhizophagus irregularis DAOM 181602=DAOM 197198
Lineage: Eukaryota; Fungi; Glomeromycota; Glomeromycetes; Glomerales; Glomeraceae
Source: RefSeq, a predicted model, not a curated record
AUGAUUCAUGGACAGGUUCACGGAUUUCUUUUUCUAAAUGGGAUUUCAAAUAUUAUGUCUUUUUUUUGGAAAACGGAGGAAAGGGUAUUUCUUUGGGAAUUGGGAAAUGCAAAGGGUCUUUCGGAAAAGUGCAAAAGUGCAAAGGAUAUUUCUUUGGGAAACGGGAAAUGCAAAUGGUUUUUCGGGAAAUGCAAAUGGAAUUUUCGACUUCAAAUCUUGGAUAGUUCAGAAGUUGAGUUUGAGAGUUUAAACUGUUUGGGAAUAUCCAGUAUUAGAUACGUGGUUUCGGAAUAUCUGGAUAAGGGUUCAAGAGUAUGGAAUUGGAUACGGGCUAUAAAAUGGGAAGUUCUUUUCAGCUCUGGAUUUUCUUUCGAAAUGUUAAUUAAUGUUUCCUUUUUCUUUUCUGUAAGUUUUGGAUUUCAGUUUGGGUCAACGCUUCAGGAUUCCGAGCUAAAGAUUGGUUUCGGUCAGCUUUUGGAAUAUUGGAUAAGAUUGUCUUCACAUUUCAGUGAUACAACUUUCACUUUUUCUGAUUCUUCUAGAAAAGUUAUUAUUCUUUCUUGUAGAUGGGCAUUGCAUUGGGUUAAUAAUCCUAAAGCAAAAGAACUAUUUGAGUUUCUUACAGAUGAUGCAAUGGAAAUUGCAUUGAGAGAAGAUCCUGUAAAUAUUAUACUUACGUUUGAUGGCUGGAUGAAUGUGAAGAGUGAACAGUUAUUAGGUGUAGUUUUAAUGACGUCAGAGGGAAGGCCUUUUGUAUGGAAAGCAGCUGAUAUUAGUUCAGAAAGGGAAACACAUCUUGAAGUGAUGGAAAAAACAGAAGCUAUGAUUGCUGAUUUAGAAAAAAAAAGAAUUCAACAAGCUUUACAGAUAUUUGCAAUAAAUUACAAACCAUCUCUUAAUCAAACUCGAAGAAAGACAGAAGAAACUCCAACUAUUUCACACAAAAUUUUUGAAAUUAUUGAUUCAACUACAUUUUGGACUAAUAUAAAUACAAUUGUAGAAAUAUUAUAUCCUUAUUGUAAGUUUCUUAACAUUCUUCAACAAGAUAAAGCACGCUUAUUUCAGGUUAUUCAUAGUCUUGCAUAUCUUGCACAAUUUUGGAAUAAUUAUGAAGAUACUCAGCUUUCUGCAAAAAUAUUAUUUCAAUUAGAAAAAAAGUGGAAUGACUGGGAACAGCCACUUCUUUUGUUAUCAUGUUUAUUACAUCCCGAAUAUCCAUGGUCUGGAAAAGAAUCAACUUGUAUUUUACGUGAAUUUGAUGAUUUUUGUUUGGAAAAAUAUCCUUUUGAUAAUAAUACAUAUAAGCAAUUUAAUAGUGAUAUUUGGAGAUACUGGUGUUAUGCAAAGGAUUCCACUAAUGAAUUAGGUUUUGUUGCUUGUAGAUUAUUUGGAAUUUGCAUAAAUGCAGCUUUUGUUGAGCGUCUUUGGAGUUGUAUGGGGUUUUUGCAAUCAAAUUGGAGAAAUCGCUUAAUGUUAUCAUCAAAGGCCCUUAAUAUAAGCAAAUUAAGAGCAGAUAUUACAUGGAAAUAUCAUGUCAAGUCUAAUUCUUCUAUUCCAACUCCACUUAAAGAAUCUGAUAAUGAGGAGAUAGAUUUAAGUCAUUUAACUGAUUUAGAAAAGGAAUUUGGUAAUUAUUUACAGGGAUGGGCAGAAAUGUUAGAAGAAGAAACUCUCAAAUUUCAAAAUGAAGAAAAUGAAAUUAAUGAAGUAAAUGAAAUAACAGUUAGUGAUGUUACUCAUCCUGCAGUUGAUACAAAUGCCAAAUGGGAUUUAAAUUCUCUUUUUAAAGAAUUAGAAUUACCAUUUUAA